AUGUCAUCGUGGUUUGAUAAAUUACCUCGUUCUCAAUAUUCUUCACUUCAACGUAUUUCAAUUAGUGAAUCAUGGUUUCAAGUAUAUGCUAUUCAUCCAACUGUUUUUGCUAUUUAUGAACCAUAUCACUAUCAAGAAGUAAUUUCUUAUCUUAUUGUUGGUCCGAAAAAAUCUCUUCUUAUUGAUACUGGAAUGGGCAUUGGAAAUAUUGAAAAAGUUGUUAAUGAACUUUCAUCUGUACCAUUAAUAGUCAUUAAUACACAUACACAUCAUGAUCAUGUUGGUGAUAAUUGGCGUUUUGAACAAUCUUUAAUUGGUAUUGAAUGUGAAUUUUCUAAGAAUAAUGAUCAUAGUCUUCUUACUGAAGCACAAAAUGAUAUGAAAAAUGAUAGGAUUUGUGAAGAUUAUUUACCAAAAGAUUUUGAUAAAAAAUCUUAUCGAAUUAAACCAUAUCGUAUAAGUAAAUUUAUAUCUGAUGAUAAUAUAAUUGAUCUUGGAAAUGAACGAAAAAUUAAAGUGAUUUCUACUCUUGGUCAUACACCUGAUUCAAUAUCAUUAUUAGAUAUACAAGAACGACUUUUAUUUGUUGGAGAUAUAUUCUAUUCAGGUCCUAUUUAUCUUUAUAGACCGGAAACAAAUUUAGAAGAUUAUAUAAAGUCAUUAGAAAAAUUAGUAUGUUUGAUUAAAAAUAAUAAAGUCGAUUUAAUUGUGUCAUCACACAAUAUUCCUAAAAUUAGUCCACAUUUAUUAAUAAUGACAUUAGAAGCAAUAAAAAAAAUCAUCAACGGAGAAGUAAUGGCUAAGAAAACAGAUGAUGAUUUAUAUAAUGAAUAUAACUUUGAUGAUUUUUCAUUUGUAAUUGAUCCAAAAUUUUUAAACAAAUAA
Molecule: messenger RNA, 885 nt
Organism: Rotaria sordida
Lineage: Eukaryota; Metazoa; Rotifera; Eurotatoria; Philodinida; Philodinidae
Source: the annotation of a GenBank genome assembly